Molecule: messenger RNA, 2596 nt
Organism: Portunus trituberculatus (swimming crab)
Lineage: Eukaryota; Metazoa; Arthropoda; Malacostraca; Decapoda; Portunidae
Exons: 5
Coding region: 208-843 (211 amino acids)
Source: RefSeq, a predicted model, not a curated record
AGAGUACGUCACAUCCUGUAGUGACGGUGAGAGACAGUGAGGAAUCAGUCGUCAGUAUAGUUGACCAGCAGUUAUAUCGUUCACGUUGCAUCAUCAACGUCCACCAGUCAGUCACGAGAGGGAGAAGAUAAAACCAAUUAUACUAAUGGUCCAUAAGAAGAGGUGAAGAAGCCUAUUACGGAUGUGUGUAAAGCGGCGUGUGGUCUAAUGGCAGUGAACAACGAAUCUCUCAGUAACCGUGGUACUAACAUCUGCUAUAGGAAUGACGGGGAAGCAUUUGUCGUCAUGGAAAAUCAACUGUUUACUCCAAACCACAAUGAUUGGUGUGCAAUCGGCAGUACCUUCGUUGUCAGUUGCUUCCUUUGCAUCGCAGGCAUAUUCCUCAUAGUCUACAGAGAUGUCAGCAGUGGCAUUAUCUUCCUCUUCGUUGGAGGUACCGUACUAGUGUUGAGUGUGUGCGCCUUCUUAGGUAAGUUCCAUUCGGUGGAUAAGCAGCCAGAAGACCGGCCCCCAUCCUACAGAAUCUCGUGGCGACGCUCUUUCCUGCGGCGCAUCCGACAAUCCAACAACCUGCAGGAAAUUGAACAAUUGGACAUUAUUCCUCCGCCGACCUCUAACUCCAGCCGAGGCUUGCCAGACAAUUAUCAAGAACUCCAGCUGUCUGCCAGCAACCUCCAGACGGUUGAUGGAGCUGCUUUGGGGUUUAUGCCUCAUACCAGACAGACACGGUCUCUCAAUAAUCUCAUCGAUCCCCCGAGUUAUCAAGAUGUCCUGACAGCAAUGGACGAAACAGCAAAACGCAAACUGAAGUCUGAGCUGUGUUUACCCUCCUCUCGCUUUUAGUAUCGUUGCCAUCAAGUUUGAGAGGCAAGUGGCAUUUAUUGAUACCUAGACAAGUCGAGCGCACACCCACCGACAUACCAACUCAAGCGGUGUACUAACUUGAGCGUCAGCGCAACCUAUCUUUUUCCCCAAAAAAAUUCCCGAGAUUGAUGGCUCCUGAUUGAAAGUACAGGGUGGGGCGCGGAUACUUCCCGAUUUGAGAAUGAAAUAAAAACCUGUUCACGCUUCACAAUUCUUUAUUCUUCUUUUAUGCCUUUCACACAACAUGGGAGAUUUACUUUUACACUAUUUUAAAGACAAUAUCUUUUAAAUGUCCACAUCCAUUGUCAAUACACUGAUUCAGACGAUUUCGGAAGCUUUGGUCUACUCUCUCCAGCAUGUUGAGCGGUAUAUUGGCUAUUUCAGUUCGGAUGGCGUUCUGUAGGUCUUCCAGGGUCUGUGGACGGUCGUUAUUAACCAGGGAUUUGAGAUAUCCCCACAGGAAAUAAUCACAGGGAGCUAAAUCAGGUGAGCGCGCAGACCAGUUUAAGUCUCCUCUCAGGGACAUCAGUCGGUCGGGAAAAGCUUCUCUCAGGAAUCCCAUUGAAAUGCAUGCAGUGUGGGCACACACUGACUUCACUUGUAACUGCUACACCGGCAGCAAUGACGUCAUUUUAACGGCUUUUGGCCUCUAGUAAGAUGUCGUAAUUUAAGUCGUACGUUAACGCGGCGAUAUCGCACGAUGUCAUAUGUCCUUGUUUUCACACGACAUCGUAGAAGCAUUACGACAUUCGAGCGCUACAUUUGACUGUCGGGAAGAGAUUCACGACAGGCAAAGCCAUUUCAUCGGCUUACGAUGACGUACGAUGACGUUAUAGAGAGAUACGAUGUCAUACGUGCUGCUAACGAUAUUGUUCGACAUCGAAAGAGUAAAAAAUCGUUAAGAUAUCGAGUUACGACUCGUCUUUGAACAUACGUUUGGCAAUAACGAACGAAAACGUUGUCGCUAGAAUCGUGACCAGUGUGACCGCUCGUGUACUGUCGCCAGUUUAAAAUCAAACUAGCCCAAGUUUACCCACCGAAGACGAUGGGACAGAGACUGGCAGGCCGGAUGACCACACCUACCUGUACGCUGCCAAAGAUAAUAUUACAUAACCGAGUGAUGAAGAUAAACAAUCAAUAUUUAACAAUAUGAAGUCUUAACCAGAGAAUGCACCGAAUGUGAUGCACUGUACCUACAAGAAAGCCGAAUUUCAUAAUAGUUAUCUUGCACGAAACAUGAGAAAUGGAGUAUGAGAAAAAAAAGUAAUGUUACCCCCUAAUUAAUUAACUAAUACAGCUGUCAUUUUAAGUUCCGCUACGUAAGGUUAAAGUGAAUAGAUUCAUUGUGAUACUUAAAUGACUUCCAUCUAUAGAGACUUAUAUGCAGAGCAAAAAGUAGAUUGAUUCUGUCUGUACCAGUUCGGUAAUUUUUGAUGACUUCAAUGAACUCGGAAAAAAGCAUUGGCUGCAAUAUUAGAGCAAGAGCCAGGGGUCAUUUAUUUAUUGGAAGUGACCAGGUGUUUGAGUGUUAUUUCCUUAUAGGGUAUGGCUUGAAGUAUCAGAAAAGCCAAUCCUUAAGGUUAGCCAGUGGUGGACGAGGUCAUGAGGUCAGGUCAAAGUUAAACUGCAUGCCAAAAUUUUACGUCUUAAAAAUUUUAUUCAAACUUAUGUAACUCACUUAUAAAUAAAGCAACUGACCUGGGGUUUGUGGCAAAUUAAAGGGUGAUAAUAG